Pistacia vera is the source of this 1034-nucleotide messenger RNA. RefSeq names its product 60S ribosomal protein L10-like. Gene Ontology annotation, cellular component: cytosolic large ribosomal subunit; ribosome. Gene Ontology annotation, molecular function: structural constituent of ribosome. Gene Ontology annotation, biological process: translation; ribosomal large subunit assembly. NCBI's taxonomy places the organism in Eukaryota, Viridiplantae, Streptophyta, Magnoliopsida, Sapindales, Anacardiaceae. The record is from RefSeq and is a predicted model, not a curated record. The transcript is spliced from 4 exons. Bases 146 to 814 code for a protein of 222 amino acids.
CUUAGAUCUAGAAGCAUAUUGGGUUGGGUCAUCAAACAAAUGACGGAAGGGCAGACGUCUAGGGUUUUUCAAUCAUCUAUAUAUACCAAACCCACUCUUUUUUCCCCUUCAUUUUCUAGGGUUUCUGUAUUCUGCCGCUUUCGCCAUGGGGAGAAGACCUGCAAGGUGUUACCGCCAGAUCAAGAACAAACCGUACCCGAAAUCACGAUACUGUCGUGGUGUGCCUGAUCCCAAGAUCAGGAUCUAUGAUGUGGGAAUGAAGAAGAAAGGUGUUGAUGAAUUCCCUUUCUGUGUUCAUCUAGUGUCAUGGGAGAAAGAAAAUGUCUCAAGUGAAGCGCUUGAGGCUGCACGAAUUGCUUGCAACAAAUAUAUGGCGAAGUUUGCUGGGAAGGAUGCUUUCCAUUUGCGUGUCCGUGUUCACCCAUUCCAUGUCUUGCGUAUCAACAAGAUGCUUUCAUGUGCUGGAGCUGAUAGGCUCCAAACUGGUAUGAGGGGUGCUUUUGGCAAACCCCAGGGCACUUGUGCUAGAGUUGCUAUUGGACAAGUCCUUCUGUCUGUUCGUUGCAAGGACAGCAACAGUCAUCAUGCUCAGGAGGCUCUCCGUCGUGCUAAGUUUAAGUUCCCUGGUCGCCAAAAGAUCAUUGUCAGCAGGAAGUGGGGCUUUACUAAGUUCAACCGCACUGAUUAUUUGAAGUACAAAUCAGAUAACCGUAUUUUGCCCGAUGGUGUCAAUGCUAAGCUUCUUGGAUGUCAUGGACCGUUGGCAAAUCGUCAACCAGGACAAGCAUUUUUGGAUACAGCUACAACAGCUUAGGAAUGGUUGAUUGUCCAAGAAGAUGAUAGAAUUUAGCCAAUGUGUUGGAAGUACCCAUGAUGUUAUCUUCAUUCUGUUUUAAUAUCAAAUACUGGGAGUUAUUUUGCUUUGGAAGUUUAUGUAAGAUCUUUCUUAAUUUUGUUUCUGUUUUGCAAUUGAUGUUUCUUUAAUAUUUAGAACAAGUUUAUUCUGUGCUGCAAUUUAACACCUGUUUUUAUAA